Molecule: messenger RNA, 940 nt
Organism: Plectropomus leopardus (leopard coralgrouper)
Lineage: Eukaryota; Metazoa; Chordata; Actinopteri; Perciformes; Serranidae
Source: RefSeq, a predicted model, not a curated record
AGGGAGGCUGAACGUGCUGGCUAACGUGAUCCGGAAGGAGCUGGACCAAAUCUUCUGCCAGUUCGACUCCAAACUAGAGGCCGCUGACGAGGGUUCUGGUGAUGUGAAGUACCAUUUGGGGAUGUAUCACAAGAGGAUGAACCGGGUCAGCGACCGGGAAAUCACCAUGUCGCUCAUGGCGAACCCGUCCCACCUGGAGGCGGUGGACCCGGUGGUGCAGGGAAAAACCAAGGCGGAGCAGUUUUACUGUGGAGACACGGAGGGCAAGAGAGUGAUGUCUAUUCUGCUUCACGGUGAUGCUGCGUUUGCAGGGCAGGGAAUCGUGUACGAGACGUUCCACCUGUCUGACCUGCCGUCCUACACCACGCACGGCACCGUACACGUGGUCGUCAACAACCAGAUUGGUUUCACCACAGAUCCCAGGAUGGCACGUUCAUCUCCUUAUCCCACAGAUGUCGCUCGAGUCGUCAACGCUCCCAUCUUCCACGUUAAUGCGGACGACCCGGAGGCCGUGAUGUACGUGUGUAAAGUGGCGGCCGAAUGGAGGAACACCUUCCAUAAAGAUGUCGUUGUAGACCUGGUGUGCUACAGACGUAACGGCCACAACGAGAUGGACGAGCCCAUGUUCACCCAGCCGCUGAUGUACAAGCAGAUCAAGAAGCAAAAAGGCGUCCUGCAGAAGUUUGCUGAAAAACUAAUCGCAGAGGGAGUCGUGACGGCGCAGGCGUACGAGGAGGAAAUAGCAAGGUACGAUAAAAUCUGUGAGGACGCUUACGCUCGCUCCAAAGACGAGAAGAUCCUUCACAUCAAACACUGGCUGGACUCACCAUGGCCCGAGUUUUUCACGUUGGAGGGACAGCCCAAAACCAUGAACUGCCCUUCUACUGGCAUCAGUGAAGAAGAGCUCGGCCACAUUGGAAACAUUGCCGCCUCUGUCCCU